UUGUGUUGAAACUAGUGUGUUGAAUCACGGGGUGUCGAUUAGUGUCAUAUCAAAAGGGAUAAAGUUGAAGAUAUAAUCAAAAUGGGUAGCACGGAUAGAGCCGUGAUUACAGGAUUUAUAUGCAGACUUUGUAGUAAGAUGAACCGUUUCGUGAUCCAUAUAUACGGUCAAGAGGGUGAAAGAAUGAAGCUCGCCGAGAAAAUAAAUGCUUAUCUUCCAAUUACGGUGAACGUGAAUGAUCCAUUACCAAAAACAGCAUGUCUACAUUGUAUUGAACGCAUAGAAGCUCAUCAUGAAUUAAUGGAGCAAUUGAUGUUCGCUAAACGAAGGUUAACUACUGAGAAUAAGUCAUCGACAGUAGCAUCAUCAUCUGCACAAACUGUUGAUACUGCACCAACAUCUAGCCCACCCCCAUGUUGA
This is a messenger RNA of Dufourea novaeangliae, 420 nucleotides long. RefSeq lists its product as uncharacterized. The transcript is spliced from 2 exons. Gene Ontology annotation, molecular function: zinc ion binding. Lineage: Eukaryota; Metazoa; Arthropoda; Insecta; Hymenoptera; Halictidae. Bases 82 to 420 code for a protein of 112 amino acids. The record is from RefSeq and is a predicted model, not a curated record. Gene Ontology annotation, cellular component: nucleus.